Molecule: messenger RNA, 1314 nt
Organism: Penicillium soppii
Lineage: Eukaryota; Fungi; Ascomycota; Eurotiomycetes; Eurotiales; Aspergillaceae
Exons: 2
Coding region: 1-1314 (437 amino acids)
Source: RefSeq, a predicted model, not a curated record
AUGUUUACCCAACGCCCCUCAUUCCGCUUCGUGGCUACCGGCGCCGUGGUGUCUCUCUUUGUCCUUGCAUUUCUCGUCCUCGGCAACUCAUCCCACGGACUCUCAUCCAAAUUUAGCCUGAAGACACAAGCUCGACCAUAUCCUCGGACGUGUGUUUCACCUUCAAACUCCUCAGGGUGGGAGUUCAUAGUCGAGCGUGAUGGUAAUAACCACGGUCUGUCCGAGGACCAGUGCCGCAUUGCGUUCCCGAAGUUAUUUGUCGAGAUCGACAAAUCGUCAGAGCUUAAAUCAGAUAACCGUGUCUCGUACAAGGAGUUGGAUUCCCGUACUGUAGAUGACGGCAUGGUGCGCGGAAUCAUUGAUCGGGGAGAGCUGUACAUCGUCGACUAUGCACCGAUGCCUGUCACAGCAUCCCGCGCACGCGCAACUCUAAACUCUCUCCAUCGCGCGCUCGCAGCAUUCCCAGACCGAGACCUACUACCUAGCAUCGAGUUCAUUUUCACAACGGAAGACUUCGCAGAAGACACCAAGAACUCAAGCCCUAUCUGGGCUUACUCCAAGCGCGACUCGGACACGUCAGUUUGGCUGAUGCCUGACUUCGGAUACUGGGCCUGGCCAGAAGUGCAGAUCGGUCCAUACCACGAAGUUCGGCGCCAUAUCGCGGCUAUUGAUGAUGGACACACUGCCGCGGAUGGUACAUUUGUCCCUGGCUUGCAGUUUCAGGAAAAAAAGAAACAGCUCAUCUGGCGCGGUAGUCUGGCCACGAACCCACCAGUUCGAAGUAAACUGCUCAAAUCUGCGCUGGGCCACAGCUGGGCUAGCGUACGGGUGAUCGACUGGGAUGAUGAGAACGACAUCCGCUACAAUCUCCUUCCCAUCGAAGAUCACUGCCGGUACAUGUUCCUCGCACAUACCGAGGGGCGCAGCUUCUCCGGCCGUGGAAAGUACCUCCUCAACUGCCGUUCAGUGGUUAUCUCGCACGCCCUCGAAUGGCGCGAGGCUCAUCAUGCGGCUAUGGUCUCUUCCGGCCCUGAUGCUAACUAUGUGGAGGUCGAUCGUGAAUGGACAGACUUGUCGCGCAAGAUCGAUUACUUGAUUGAUAACCCUGAGAUCGCGGAGCGCAUUGCGAACAAUGCUGUGCGCACUUUCCGCGAUCGAUAUCUCACUCCCGCUGCAGAGUCUUGCUACUGGCGUCAGUUGAUCAGGCAGUACUCUGCAGCUUGUGAUUUCGAGCCAGUGCUGUUCUCUACCGGCCGUGACGGGAAAACUCGGGCUCGAGCUGUCCCCUAUGACACCUGGUCGCUGACGCAUUGA